AUGGUGAUUCCUAUCCUACUAAAGUUUCCAAGGUUAAAGGAUUACAUUUGUUUGCUGGUUAUGUCGUCAUUUGCGGCUUUCAAAACCCGCAGUUUACUAAUGUUGGCAAAUCGUGGGUCUAGAGAAAUGGAUGCGAAGAAAGUUCAGUUGACGUUUUUGUUUGUUUGUGCAAUCAUUACGGCGGCAGCUGGAUUGGACGCAAACUCUGGGUGCACAGCAGAAAAGGGAGCAAAGGGUGCACUUGGUCAUCCGGGCCUACGUGGAGUGAGAGGUUACAAAGGCGAGCAGGGAAAUGAUGGAGUUAAAGGUUCCACUGGAACAAAAGUGCGAAUGACAAAAGGAGAUCCUGGAGUAAGAGGCGGUCCGGGUCUUCGAGGACCUCAAGGACCUCCUGGGUCGACGGGUCAGACGGGUAAGCCUGGCUUGAACGGAUUGGUUGGACCCAAAGGCUCAUCUGGGCUUCCAGGACGUGAGGGUCCAGUGGGACCGCUUGGUGUACCAGGUUUGAAAGGAAUCCAGGGAGAUAAAGGAAUCAAGGGUAGUGUUGGGUCCAGAGGUGUUGCAGGAUCUGAUGGAAAUCCUGGUCCACCUGGUCACACAGGCCCAUCUGGUACACGUGGAUAUAAAGGAGACAAAGGUCCACGUGGUUUAACAGGUCACAAGGGAGAGAGAGGGACACAAGGAAUCCCGGGACCUGCUUGGAUUGAAUCAGCUGGUCAUGGGUUUGUGUUAGUACCUGUGAAGAGAGUGGUAAUAAAGCUGGUAGAAAAAGAUGGAAGUGGAAAGUCACAUACUCCUUAG
This is a messenger RNA of Corticium candelabrum, 801 nucleotides long. RefSeq names its product collagen alpha-1(I) chain-like. Gene Ontology annotation, cellular component: extracellular matrix. NCBI's taxonomy places the organism in Eukaryota, Metazoa, Porifera, Homoscleromorpha, Homosclerophorida, Plakinidae. Bases 1 to 801 code for a protein of 266 amino acids. The transcript is spliced from 11 exons. The record is from RefSeq and is a predicted model, not a curated record.